This is a messenger RNA of Wyeomyia smithii (pitcher-plant mosquito), 1982 nucleotides long. RefSeq lists its product as uncharacterized. The transcript is spliced from 4 exons. The record is from RefSeq and is a predicted model, not a curated record. Bases 362 to 1681 code for a protein of 439 amino acids. Gene Ontology annotation, molecular function: oxidoreductase activity. NCBI's taxonomy places the organism in Eukaryota, Metazoa, Arthropoda, Insecta, Diptera, Culicidae.
UUUUUAUUUCGCUGAGCUCGGUUCUGAUUCUCGUGCCGUUCUAGGCAGCUGUCGAUUCAGAAUGACUGUGCCCUGCAGUCGCGAUGGUUGUGUUGUUUGCGGAAAUUAGUGAAAAUAGUACGGUUCGCUGCGGAAGAAAGUACAGAUUAGUUGCAACAUUAUUUUCUUUAUUUCUGAUAGUUUGUGUUUGUUUUCAAUAUUCUGGUUGAGGUGAAGCGGGGUUUUUGUUCUGAAAAAGUGUUGUUUUGAUCACGUAAUUAUCACCCAUUAGGCUACAAGCAGCUAAUCAAUAAGAAUUUUGGAGUUCAAUAUUUGUUUGUGUUGUGAUUCGAACAUCGUCUGUUACUGCUUAAAGUAGGCCAUGGAUGCGAUACAGCUGACGGAAGUGGAAAAAGCCGCAAAAUCACUCUUCACCAAAUUGGUAACCGAGGCCAGUACCAAGCCAUGCGACGUUGGAAGUGGAGCGGAUCUGGACAUAAAGCUUCCCCAAUGGUUCGACGAUGCAAAAUUUAAAAGGGGUCAAAAGUACUUUUUCGACAACCGCUUCGGUAUGAUGCAGUCAAACUAUUGCGGAUUGGUAACCCUGUUGUGCGAGCCAAAGGGCUUGACGAUUCUGAACAACACUGGCCGCUCGAGUACCCCGGAAACGGCCCGCAAGCGCUAUCUUUCGACGGUACUGCACAUGCUGUCGUGGUACGAAAUCGAUCUGUCGCCUGGUUCCAAAUCUUGGUCAUCGCUGAGUCGCGUUCGCAAGAUGCACCUGAACGCCUCGAAGAACUCGGACAAAAAACAAACCGGCUUCAUUACCCAAGCGGAAAUAGCGUUCACAACGUUUGGCUUCAUGGGAUACGCCUUGGUUCGGCCUCAUCUGCUGGGCAUCCGAUAUGACAACGAUGACGAUCGGGAAGCGUUGGUUCAUUUUUGGGCAGUAAUUGGAUCGAUGCUCGGCGUUCAGGAUCAGUACAACAUUUGUUUGCCCAAGCUGGCUGUGGUGGAGAUGAUUUGCCAGAUGUGCUUGAGGUACAUUUUUAUGCCACUGUUGCAGUUCGAGUCGCCACUUUUUAAAAAAAUGAUAACCGCUGUUGUUGACGGGUUGGGUGAAUUUGUACCAUUUGAUUCGUAUGACAGUGUGAUGUGGUUUGUACGACGUGUGGCUGGUAUUCCGGGUUAUCAGUACAAUGUUGACCUCGAGAAGGAAACUGUUUGUCGAAGGAUCUAUAGCGACGAGGAGUUGGCUGCGAUGCGAGCAAUGUAUCUGGGAAAGGCUGGCUACGAGUAUAUGGACAGCGCAAUAUUUGAUGCUCGAAUUUUGUUGUUCGAUGUCAAGAAGGUUUCUGAGGUGUGUGAGGUGAACCAAAACAGUCUGGAGAAAGGCACUGUCACAGGCGUCUACAGUAUGCUGGAAGAGGAUGGCAUGAAAAAGAAAAAAGUACUGGCGAAUCUACUGGAUCUUAGUCACGAUGAAGAACUGGUAAUAACUGUAAUCGAAGAUGAGACAAACUGGAAAAGUUGUCUGAAUGAUUCGAAGUUGAAAAAUUUGGCCAGUAGAGAUUUGGGGUAUUUGAAGUUCAAAUGUAGAUUGUUGGACAAUUGCUAUACCAGAAUUGGAAACUUUAUUAACGAAGCAAUGUUGAGUUUAAUGUUAUAUCGAAUGAGGAAAGCUCAUGCAAAAUUGUUCUAGACAAAAUGCUAUAUCUUACAAUACGAAAAUGUGAUGGAUUUCUACUACUACUACAAAUCAAAUGUGAUGAAGAGCAAUAACAAACGAAAGAUAUUUCUCCUUUAGCUGUUAACCGUUUUCUACAAAUGACUUUGCAAUAGUAUAGUAUAACUAAGCGUUGAAUAAAGAAGAUACACAAACUUUUCUAACAUAUUAGAACAGCGUUAUGAAAAAUCCGAUUUAGUAAUAUAUAAUAUAUAUAUUUUCAAGUUGACAACACUGGUACGUAAUAGCACCCAAGAGUCAUCCGUCAACAUCAAAA